AUGGAAGCGCUCCAUAUACUCAUGGUUAGAGCAGUGAGCACCAGAAUGUUCUUGGGUUUAAAAUUACCUAACAACGGGCCGAAUCUGUCUCACCUUUUCUUCGCAGAUGAUUCCAUAUUUGUGGGUGCAUGGGAGGAGGGCAACUUGAAAACAUUAAGGCGUGUGUUGAGGAUUUUUCACAUGAUGUCGGGUUUAAAGGUUAACCACAAUAAAAGCUUUCUGUAUGGUAUCGGGUUGAAUGAUGAAGAGAUUGGUAACAUGGCCUCUGUCUUGAACUGUAAAGCCGGACAUCUACCAUUCACAUAUUUAGGCUUGAAAGUCGGAGCGAAUAUGAAUAGAGUGGUUAACUGGAAAGAGGUUAUAGAUAAGUUUAAUAAGAGAUUAUCUAAUUGGAAAGCAAAACUAUUGUCAUUCGCAGGGAGGAUUACGCUCGUCAAGUCGGUUCUAGGCUCCUUACCAAAUUAUUUUUUUAUCACUGUAUAA
This is a messenger RNA of Helianthus annuus (common sunflower), 483 nucleotides long. RefSeq lists its product as uncharacterized. NCBI's taxonomy places the organism in Eukaryota, Viridiplantae, Streptophyta, Magnoliopsida, Asterales, Asteraceae. The transcript has a single exon. The record is from RefSeq and is a predicted model, not a curated record. Bases 1 to 483 code for a protein of 160 amino acids.